Cucumis melo (muskmelon) is the source of this 4023-nucleotide messenger RNA. Its product is annotated as probable glutamyl endopeptidase, chloroplastic. The record is from RefSeq and is a predicted model, not a curated record. Lineage: Eukaryota; Viridiplantae; Streptophyta; Magnoliopsida; Cucurbitales; Cucurbitaceae. Bases 90 to 2996 code for a protein of 968 amino acids. The transcript is spliced from 10 exons. Gene Ontology annotation, biological process: proteolysis. Gene Ontology annotation, molecular function: serine-type endopeptidase activity.
GAUAUUGUGUUGGAGGGUUUGAUAGGAUAUGGUCGAUAGUAGUGGCAGUGGUUUUGAACAAUCCAACUGCUCUAUUCUUCUCACCGUCGAUGAAGAUGACGAUGGUCAUUCGCAUUCACAAACUCUCUCGCCCUUUCUCUCUCCUCCCUCUUUCUCUAUCCUCCACCUCCCUCUUCUCCAUUUCUCAUUCCCAUUCUCUCACUCUCAGGACCCCCCGCCGCAGAUUCCACUCUACACCACUCUCAACUUCCUCCUUCAUGGCCUCAUCGAGGUUUCGUAACCUUGUUCAUCUCAACGCGAUCGUUUCCGAAAACGGCGGUGCCGGAGGCGGAGGCUCCAAUGGCUCUGUUUCGUCCUCUUCAGCUGUAGCUUCUACUGAAGACGAUGAGGAUUCAGUUCUGGGAGUUGGGUAUCGGCUUCCUCCAGCUGAAAUCAGGGAUAUUGUUGAUGCUCCACCGCUUCCCAUACUGUCAUUCUCGCCAUACAGGGAUAAGAUAUUGUUCCUCAAGCGGAGGUCACUGCCUCCUCUAUCUGAACUUGCGAAACCAGAAGAAAAGCUGGCUGGUAUUCGUAUCGAUGGACAGUGCAAUUGUAGAAGUCGAAUUUCGUUUUACACUGGGAUAGGGAUUCAUCAAUUGAUGCCUGAUGAUUCCCUAGGUCCAGAGUUGGAGGUACAUGGCUUACCGGAUGGUGCUAAGAUCAAUUUCGUUACCUGGUCACCUGAUGGGCGUCAUUUAGCUUUCACUGUUCGAAUAGAUGAGGAAGGUGGCAGUAGCGGUAAGCUUCGAGUUUGGGUUGCUGAUGUGGAAACUGGGAAAGCUAGACCUUUGUUUCAGAAUACAGACAUCUAUGUGAAUGCAGUUUUUAAUAAUUUUGUUUGGGUAAACGAUUCUACUUUGUUAGUUUGCACCAUUCCCUCCUCUCGUGGAGAUCCACCAAAAAAACCUUUGGUUCCUCGUGGUCCAAAAGUUCAAUCGAAUGAGCAGAAGAACAUUAUCCAAGCUAGAACCUACCAGGAUUUGCUGAAGGACACAUAUGAUGAGGAUUUGUUCGACUACUACGCCACUUCCCUGCUUGUUUUGGGUUCACUGGAGGAUGGAACAGUUAAGGAAUUUGGCCCACCAGCUGUAUAUACGUCGCUGGACCCUUCCCCCGAUCACAAAUAUAUUUUGAUCAGUACCAUUCACCGGCCGUAUUCUUUUAUUGUUCCAUGUGGAAGAUUUCCUAAUAGGGUAGAUGUGUGGACAACUGAUGGCAAAUUUGUCAGGGAACUUUGUGAUUUGCCUCUUGCUGAGGAUAUCCCUAUUGCAUUCAACAGUGUAAGAAAGGGAAUGCGUUCCAUCAAUUGGAGAGCAGAUAAGCCAUCGACGCUCUACUGGGUGGAAACUCAAGAUGGUGGAGAUGCCAGAAUUGAGGUUUCUCCUCGUGACAUUGUUUAUACACAAUCUGCUGAACCACUGGAAAGUGAACAGCCAGAGAUACUGCAUAAACUUGAUCUCCGUUAUGGAGGAAUAUAUUGGUGUGAUGACUCACUGGCUCUUGUUUACGAAUCUUGGUACAAAACGCGCAAAAUUCGAACGUGGGUAAUCUCUCCUGGUUCUCUAGAGGACAAUCCUCGCCUUCUAUUUGAUAGGUCAUCAGAAGAUGUGUAUUCAGACCCUGGGUCACCAAUGCAGCGGAGGACUCCUCUUGGGACUUACGUGAUUGCAAAGUUAAAGAAGGAAAAUUAUGAUGGAACAUAUGUUCUACUCAAUGGUAGUGGUGCUACUCCGGAAGGGAACAUCCCUUUUAUUGAUUUAUUUGACAUAAACACAGGCAGCAAAGAAAGAAUAUGGAAGAGCGACAAAGAAACUUAUUAUGAGAGUGUCUUAGCUUUAAUGUCUGAUCAGAAAGAAGGAGAUUUAAAUAUUGAUGAGCUGAAAUUUCUGACUUCCAAAGAAUCCAAAACUGAAAAUACUCAGUACUACAUUCUGAGGUGGCCUGGUAAGACAGCAAGUCAAAUCACAAAUUUCCCUCAUCCAUAUCCACAGCUGGCUUCACUGCAGAAAGAGAUGAUUAGAUACGAGAGAAAAGAUGGAGUUCAACUAACAGCCACACUAUAUCUCCCACCAAACUACGAUCCAGCAAAAGAUGGCCCUCUUCCCUGCUUGAUCUGGUCUUACCCUGGAGAAUUCAAAAGCAAAGAUGCAGCUGGACAAGUUCGUGGCUCCCCCAAUGAGUUUGCUAGCAUAGGUCCAACAUCUGCUCUUCUUUGGUUGGCUCGGAGGUUUGCCAUUUUGGCUGGACCAACAAUACCUAUCAUUGGUGAAGGUAACGAGGAGGCAAAUGAUAGAUACGUGGAGCAAUUAGUUGCGAGUGCAGAGGCUGCUGUACAGGAGGUCAUUAAACGGGGGGUUGCUCAUCCUGAUAAGAUUGCUGUUGGUGGACAUUCAUAUGGUGCAUUUAUGACCGCAAACCUUCUGGCUCACGCACCCCAUCUUUUUUGUUGUGGAAUUGCUCGUUCCGGUGCCUAUAACAGAACACUGACCCCUUUUGGCUUUCAGAAUGAGGAUAGAACUCUUUGGGAAGCAACCAGCACAUAUGUAGAGAUGAGUCCAUUUAUAUCAGCAAAUAAAAUCAAGAAGCCAAUUUUACUCAUUCAUGGCGAAGAAGACAACAACCCAGGAACUUUACCCAUGCAGUCCGAUCGAUUUUUCAAUGCCUUGAAAGGCCAUGGAGCAUUAUGUCGCCUUGUGGUUCUUCCCUUUGAAAGCCACGGUUAUUCUUCACGGGAGAGUAUCAUGCAUGUCCUCUGGGAAACUGAUCGAUGGCUGGAGAAAUAUUGUUCCUCCAACGCUUCUGAUUUAGGUCAAGAUGGGGAUAAAAACAAAGAGGAAGGCAAUGCUGCAGCAGAUUCUGCAGGAAAAGUUGUUGCUGGUUCUGGUGGUGGUGGCACAGAGAGUUCAAGUCCUGAUAAUGAUGGAUUUUACUCUAUUCAAAGAUCAUUCUUGUGGUAAUUGCUGAAAUACAUAAAUAAACUAUCUUAACCUGGCGCCGUACAACAAAAAGUAAAGACAGGAAAUAUAAUUCCUCUAACCCAUAUCAUAUGCAUGACUUUUACUUUUCUCAAAAAAAAAAGAAAAAAAAAAAACCUGCAGUGCUAUUACUUGCUUCUAGAUGUAUAGACUGUAGUACUUACGACAGAGGGAAAUCCUUGCGAAGAAAUUUUAUCAGCUUGAAUUAAAGAACAUGCAUGCUGGAUGAAAACAUAACUUUUGGUUCAUGUUCGGCAAAAAGAGGAAGCUAAAAAAUACUUAUUUCUAAUGCUUUUGUUUAACAACACUCUAGCUUGUCAAGGCAGGAGUUGGAGGUGUGACCAAGUGGUUUGCUAUCAUUAAGUUUUACUAGACUACGAAUAAAACAGAUAACGUAAACUUCUACUUGCAUAAUUUGUUUCAUUCAAUCAAGGAUUCUCUACCAUUUAAUUGCAAAUGCACAGCUUCUUCACGUAGAUGAUAUAUGGUACGUUGUGCAAGGUUUCUGUCUCUUUCACGUACUUAUUACUUUAACACUUGGAACGUUCUGCUUUCGUUGUGUAGAUGUUCUUGCUGGAUCAUUUUGCAGCCAAGAUUGAAGUGAAGAAUUAAUUUGUAAAAUAAGAAGCAUGGUGGAGGACCUUCAAAGUACAACAACGUGGAUUGGAAUGGACGAUACAGAUCCAUGCUUCUGAAGUGUAGCACUCCAGAUUAAAAUAAAGAGUUACUUUCGGUAAGAAUUUUACAUCAUUUUUCUUUAUUACAAAGACACAUAAUUCGGAUAGCUUGUUCUGGUUGCUAUAUACAUAAUCUAUGGAAGCGAAAAUUCAUGUGUAUACAAUUUGAUCAACGGCUGCCUGAAUCUUCAGAAGCAAUAACUGUUUCCCUCCCCAUAAGUUUCUAAUGAAUUGGAAAUAGUAUAUAAAUGUUGGCUCUAUGCAACUAUCAAGAUGAUGGUGAAUUUAAUGUGUUACAUCUUAUAACAAAUGAAAGACUGUUCAUUAUUUAA